Messenger RNA from Suillus plorans, 531 nucleotides. RefSeq lists its product as uncharacterized. The transcript has 4 exons. NCBI's taxonomy places the organism in Eukaryota, Fungi, Basidiomycota, Agaricomycetes, Boletales, Suillaceae. The record is from RefSeq and is a predicted model, not a curated record. The coding region runs from base 1 to 531 and encodes 176 amino acids.
AUGUCCAAAAUUCAUCAAUGGCAGGCAAAGCAAAUGAGCAUUGGACUCUUGGAUGUCAACACCUGUAUUGCAUUGGAGUACCUUGCCAAUGUUCUGGCCAUCGCUUACUCUAAUCCUGUUAGAUAUAAUGAAUCCCUUGACAAAUACAAAUCCUGUCGAAAUGAGAAACAAGAGCAAAGUCUUUUGGAAAGAUUCCCUCCGGAAGAACAUCUGAUCUUGGCAAAACCAAGCAUCAUCAUUGAUUCUGGUGGCAGAAUUAUUGUCUGGUAUUUGUCUGGAGCCAUGACCGGCAUGUUAAUGACAGAUAUGCAUUGCACUACAAACUCCAUGGGCAAUUUGCUCAACAAUAGCAUCACGACCAGCAAACCUACUGAAUGGUGGACUCACAAGUCCAAUUUAUAUCCCAGUUUGGAUGAGAAGAUCACCCCCAGAUGCAUCAAUAUAUCUCCGGCUUGGUUUCAGCAAGGUAGAGAGAAAUAUGGUUUCCCAAAUCUUGAUCUGGAAGAUGGAUCUCUAUCUGGUGGGAAUUAA